Messenger RNA from Scutellospora calospora, 749 nucleotides. The record is from the annotation of a GenBank genome assembly. NCBI's taxonomy places the organism in Eukaryota, Fungi, Glomeromycota, Glomeromycetes, Diversisporales, Gigasporaceae.
GUGAAUUAAGAUAUCUUUAUGAAGCUUUUCCAUGGUCCAAAAGACUUAUUACCCGCAUAUUCAGUUUUGUUAUGAUAUUCGUAUUACGACCUGCAUUGAUUAUUGCUGAAGCCUUUGCCGUUUCUCUAUAUCUUAUCUAUGCAAUCCGAGGAAAAAAUGAAGAAACUCAUCCAUUGGAAUAUUUAAAUCCAAUCAAACUUUUGGCACUUUCCAUUAUUGUAAUAGUUGGUUUAAUACAACUGAAAAAUGUCAAUUUUAAAAAUCAUUGGACAAAUAUAUUUAAUGAUACAAUAAGUGAACAAAGAACUUCAGUAGAGCAAGUUGGAAGUUAUGGAGGUGCUAUAUUAGAGGUUCUUUUCACGUAUGAAGUAGUAAGUCCUACUGAUGCCGUUUUAAGAGGUGAUACUAGUCAAAUUAUUGCAAUAUAUUUUGGCGAGGCUUUGAUUGGCAAAGCUGGAAAAAAAUAUUUCUCGUUACUUGUUUCAAUCUCCUCCUGCGCAACUAUCUCCGCAAUGAUUCACAGCGGUUCUCGAAUUAUAGUUUAUGCCACAAGAAACGACUUAAUUACUCUCUUUAACCGCCAAAUAUCUUCUCAUGACAAAAGAUUUAACACACCAAUAAAUGCGUUAGUUUUCCAAUUGAUUUAUUGUACGGUUUUAACUAUUUUCAUUCCGGAAAUUACGAAUAUCGUGUAUGUACCUCUAUACCUAACCAUAUUAUAUUAUGGCGUUACUGCAAUUGGCUUAAUG